GAUUGGACCCAUAGACGGAUAACCCGCCACCCCUACAUUCUAGCAGUGUGAGUGGGUCAGAACCCGCCAUAGCAUCAAACUUCGCCAUCGACCAUGGAAUUUGAACCGACCGAAGAAGUUAAAGAAACACCCAGGAUCCACCGCCUGGACGAAUCUGUGGUCAACCGAAUCGCUGCUGGAGAGGUUAUCCAACGCCCUGUCUCCGCCGUCAAAGAGCUGGUCGAGAAUAGUUUAGACGCUUCAUCCACUUCCAUAAGCGUCGCCGUGAAGGAUGGUGGUCUUAAACUCAUUCAAGUCUCCGACGAUGGACAUGGCAUUCGAUACAAGGACUUGCCCAUAUUGUGCGAGAGGCAUACGACGUCGAAGUUGUCAAAAUACGAGGAUUUACAGUCUAUAAAGUCGAUGGGGUUUAGAGGAGAGGCGUUGGCCAGCAUGACAUAUGUGGGCCACGUUACCGUAACCACCAUUACCCCGGGCCAAUUGCAUGGAUACAGGGUGUCUUAUAGAGAUGGCGUGAUGGAGCAUGAACCCAAGGCAUGUGCUGCUGUCAAAGGAACCCAAAUAAUGAUUGAGAAUUUGUUCUAUAACAUGAUUGCUAGGAGGAAGACACUGCAAAAUUCUGCAGACGAUUAUACUAAAAUUGUAGACUUGCUAAGCCGCUUUGCCAUUUAUCAUAUAGAUGUGAGCUUCUCUUGUAGAAAGCAUGGAGCUGCUAGAGCAGAUGUUCACUCAGUUGCAACAACAUCAAGGCUUAAUGCUAUCAAAUCUGUUUAUGGGCUCUCGGUUGCUCAGAACCUGAUAAAAAUUGAAGCUGCAGAUAAUGAUCCUUCUAGUUCGGUCUUUGAGAUGGAUGGCUUUAUCUCGAACUCUAACUAUGUUGCAAAGAAAACCACAAUGGUACUUUUUAUUAAUGGUAGAUUGGUCGAAUGCACCGCCUUAAAGAGAGCUAUUGAAGUUGUUUAUGCUGCAACCUUACCAAAAGCAUCUAAACCUUUCAUUUAUAUGUCAAUCAUAUUGCCACCUGAGCAUGUUGAUGUGAACGUGCACCCGACAAAGAGAGAGGUAAGCCUUCUAAACCAGGAAGUCAUUGUCAAAAAGAUACAGUCUGUGGUUGAAUCAGUGUUGAGGAACUCAAAUGAGUCAAGGACAUUCCAAGAACAGCAGGGAGUUGAAGCCUCUCCAUCUGUUCACCCUGUUACAAAAAAUGAUUUAGAUCUUGGUCCCUCACCCUCUGGAUCAAAAUCACAGAAAGUUCCAGUGCACAAAAUAGUGAGAACGGAUUCAUCAGAUCCAGCUGGACGGUUGCAUGCCUACUUAUAUAAUAAUACCCAGAAACACCUUGAGAGAGAUUCUACCUUGACAGCUGUGAGGUCAUCUGUUAGACAAAGAAGGAACCUGAAGGAAACUGCGGAUCUUACUAGCAUUCAGGAGCUUAUUAAUGAUAUUGAUAGCAAAUUUCACUCUGGUCUGCUGGACAUUGUGAGACAAUGCACAUAUGUUGGAAUGGCAGAUGAUGUUUCUGCAUUGCUUCAGCACAAUACGCAGCUAAUUCUUGCUAAUGUGGUGAACGUAAGCAAAGAACUUAUGUAUCAGCAAGCUCUUCGCCGGUUUGCUCAUUUUAAUGCUAUACAACUAAGUGAACCAGCUCCUUUGCAUGAAUUAAUUAUGUUGGCCCUGAAGGAGGAUGACUUGGACCUAGAAAGCAAUGAAAAUGAUGACCUCAAAGAGAAGAUUGCAGAUAUGAACACACAGCUGCUUAAGAAAAAGGCUGAGAUGCUAGAGGAGUAUUUCUGCAUUUUUAUUGAUUCAGAUGGGAACUUAUCAAGACUACCAAUUCUACUUGACCAGUACACUCCAGACAUGGAUCGUCUUCCUGAAUUUGUGCUAUGUUUGGGCAACGAUGUUGAUUGGGAAGAAGAAAAAACUUGCUUUCAAUCACUUGCGGCUGCUCUUGGGAAUUUUUAUGCUAUGCAUCCGCCUCUGUUGCCAAAUCCUUCAGGCAAAGGAUUGGAAUUUUACAGAAAGAGGAAACAUGGGAAGAGUCCUCAAGAUGGGGAAAAAUCUUCUUCUCACGUGGGGGAUGGCAUUGCAAUAGAGGACGAAUUUGAGCAUGAACUACUAUCAGAGGCUGAGACUGCAUGGUCCCAGCGUGAAUGGUCGAUCCAACAUGUCUUGUUUCCAUCCAUGAGACUAUUUCUAAAACCUCCAAAUUCAAUGGCUGUUAAUGGAACAUUUGUCAGGGUGGCUUCAUUGGAGAAGCUGUACAAGUUUUUCGAACGGUGCUAAUCGAAGAACUGGUAUGUAAAGUAUUGCGUGAAGGGCUAUCAGUGCAGUGUUAUAUGUCAUCUUAAAAAUUGUCUGCUCCAAUCCAAAACAGCAAGGCUCAUUUCCUCGAACCAAUAACCUCUUUUUAGUUUUGUGAAUUCUGUUAUUUGCAUGUAAAUGAUGGGCAUAGAAAGGACUGAAGACUAGAGUUGUUGACAUUGGGGCAAAAGGAGUUGAUAGCUUUGUUG
Hibiscus syriacus is the source of this 2513-nucleotide messenger RNA. RefSeq names its product DNA mismatch repair protein MLH1-like. Gene Ontology annotation, molecular function: ATP hydrolysis activity; ATP-dependent DNA damage sensor activity; ATP binding. Gene Ontology annotation, cellular component: MutLalpha complex. The transcript is spliced from 16 exons. Gene Ontology annotation, biological process: mismatch repair. The record is from RefSeq and is a predicted model, not a curated record. The coding region runs from base 94 to 2286 and encodes 730 amino acids. Lineage: Eukaryota; Viridiplantae; Streptophyta; Magnoliopsida; Malvales; Malvaceae.